Venturia canescens is the source of this 1424-nucleotide messenger RNA. Its product is annotated as transmembrane protein 70 homolog, mitochondrial. The record is from RefSeq and is a predicted model, not a curated record. The transcript has 4 exons. Bases 710 to 1375 code for a protein of 221 amino acids. Gene Ontology annotation, cellular component: mitochondrial membrane. Gene Ontology annotation, biological process: mitochondrial proton-transporting ATP synthase complex assembly. NCBI's taxonomy places the organism in Eukaryota, Metazoa, Arthropoda, Insecta, Hymenoptera, Ichneumonidae.
CCGGACUGAAAAACUAACCACGAAAUUAAGUGCUGUAUUCAAUUAUCAACAAAGUUGAGAACCCCUGCUGACUGACUGUUUUUACCGACAAAAACGACCGUGGUGACAUCUCUGCUUAGCGUUUGCAACUAAACUCUAACGUUAGGCUAGGUUCUCGAGUCCUAGUGUUUUUUCGGACAAUCUCCACCCUACCCAACGUAUGCGCUCGAAGACUAAAAUGACUAAAAUGAAUGAAAAGAAACAACGAAAUUCUUGUUAUUGUGUUGACUUUUCAUAUCAACAAAUCCCUGCAAUUGAUAAUUGAUACCGCCGCCCGCCGCGCUGUUGAAUGUUGACAUCGACGACGACCGAGUAACCGACAGUGGCAGCGCGCUUGUGGUUAUACCCUUAAGCUAUCUCUCUCGCACUCACGGUGGCGAGAUAGCGACUGCUCCAUUACCUUAACCGGCAUAACCUCAAAAGGGUGUUGAUGAGGAAUGGUCGUUGGUCGUUUUAUUUGUGUUCGAUCAAUCAUACCUGCUUGGGUUUCGGCAGUUUCGGAUUAAAUGUAAUAUCAGAUAGAACUAUUUGCGAGAUAGACAACUAUACUCAUUUUUUCUGUAAAUAAUCCUUUCACCACUUGGACAUGGGAUGUUUAUUGGUCCAGUGCACUACAACCUAUCGAUAAUACAUCAAUAAAGAAAAUUUACUUUUACAUGUAAUAAAAAUAAUGACGUCCGUUCUAAGAGCGAGUUUUCUCAGCCGAGGACGACAAUGGAUUUCACUAACGAAUUUUUCCAAAAGCAGACAAUUUGCUUCUCUCGACUCGAGAUACCAAAGACAGGCGGAAAGAGAGAUUCUGCCGAAUCAAGCGAAAUCAUUCAUCUCGUCAAAAGUUUUGGAUAAAUGUGAACGAUUGUAUGAAGGAACUCUUCACAAAAGAAUACGUUCCGUAAAAAUCUUUUCUCUUGCAACUUCGACCGGGAGCUUAUUAUGUCAGCCUUAUCUCAUAUCAAAAGUUGCAGAAACAGGCAGUAGCGUGGGUGUCGGAGGAGUAUGUCUUGUAUUUGGAUUCUUCGCUUUUGUUACACCGCUCCUGCUUCAUCUCAUAACCAAGAGAUACGUCGUUUAUGUUGACUACAAUCCUCUCACGGACUCUUACAUCGCUACUACUUAUUCUAUCUUUGUUCAAAAAAAAGAGAUUGAAUUCAAGCCGGAGGAUGUAAAAUUGCCUGAAAUAAGUGAAAUGUUGACAUCGUGUUUCGUCAAAGGUAUACCCAUGUUCAUGGAUGUACAAAAUUUUACAAAUAUUGAUCAUUACAAGCGCAUAAUGGGUUUCGACAAACCCAUGGACUUUUCCUUCCCUACCGAAGACAUGAACUCAAAAGGAAAAUGAUGUUUUUUUCUAACAAUAAAAUAAUAAAAACUUGGUAGUUUAACGAUUA